This is a messenger RNA of Leptonychotes weddellii (Weddell seal), 1592 nucleotides long. Lineage: Eukaryota; Metazoa; Chordata; Mammalia; Carnivora; Phocidae. The record is from RefSeq and is a predicted model, not a curated record.
GGCGCGCGGCCAAUCGCUCUCGUUGUUAUUGCAGCUCCAGCGUUCUAUGAGCGCCGGUCUUGUCUCCCCCAGCUAGACUGUGAGCGCCCCCAUGGCAGGGACCUGGACUCCCACUUCUUCGGCAUUCGGCCGACGUUUAUGUGCUAUGUGCCCAGCCCGGUGCUAGCUUCCGUGGGAGACACAGAUUUUGGCUACGGAAAGGGGAAAUGUACUAAGCAAGGUCUGCCAGGAGCCCAAGAGACACAUUUUGGAGAUGAUAAACUUGGAGAUCUUGCAGAGGCCAAUCCAUUCUCCUUUAAAGAGUUUCUGAAAACCAAGAACCUCAGCCUGUCAGGAGAGGAUACAGCCAACAACAGGAUUUAUUCAAAGGAAGCCACGAGACACUCACUGGGACUCGGCCGCAACUCCCCGACCUCCCAGACCAUGGGGUAUGGCUUAGAAUAUCAGCAGCCAUUUUUUGAAGACCCUACGGGGGCUGGCGAUCUUCUGGACGAGGACGAAGACGAGGAUGAGGACGACGGGUGGAACGGGGCCUACCUGCCAUCCACUGUGGAGCAGACCUGCUCCUCUGGGGUCACCGCCAGCACGUCACCCUGCAGCACAUACGUCUCCUUUUUCUCUGCCCCGUCGGAGCUGGUGGCGCCCGAGACGCUGCCCCCGUGGACGCUGAGCGACUCUGACUCUCGCGCCUCUCCGGCAGGGAGCCCCGGCACAGACUUCGCAGCCCAUGGAGAGUCUCUGGGAGACAGGCAUCUCCGGACACUGCAGAUAAGCUAUGAAGCACUGAAAGAUGAAAAUUCUAAGCUGAGAAGGAAGCUGACUGAGGUUCAGAGCUUCUCUGAAACUCAAACAGAAAUGGUGAGGACGUUGGAGCGGAAGCUGGAAGCCAAAAUGAUCAAGGAGGAAAGUGACUACCAUGAUCUGGAGUCAGUGGUCCAGCAGGUGGAGCAGAACCUGGAGCUGAUGACGAAACGGGCUGUGAAGGCAGAAAACCACGUCAUGAAGCUGAAACAGGAGAUCAGCUUGCUCCAGGCACAGGUCUCUAACUUCAAGCGUGAGAAUGAAGCCUUGCGGUCUGGCCAGGGCGCCAGCCUGACGGUGGUGAAGCAGAACACCGACGUGGCCUUGCAGAACCUCCGUGUCGUCAUGAACACUGCCCACUCCUCAAUAAAGCAGCUGGUUUCUGGAGCUGAAACGUUGAAUCUUGUUGCUGAAAUCCUUAAAUCUAUAGACAGAAUUUCUGAAAUUAAAGAUGAGGAGGAGGAGUCUUGAGAACCCUGAGGUGCUUCCAGGUCACAGCUCCGCUCACACCUGGACGUCCCUGCUCACUGGAUUUGGAAAUGCCGUUGUGUCUUUAAAUAUGUCGUCCUCACCAUAGUAAAGAUACUUAUCAUGACAUGCUAAUUUCAUGACCGCACAGUGUGAGCAGCCUGCUGCAGGAAGAAGCAACCCCCGCAUAAGAGCCGCACCGGCUUCUCCGCAAGCCUUCUGGGGGAGCUCCUGCUACUCCAUGGACUAACGCUCUAUCGGAAGACGUUUCUAUAAAAGCCAGUGAUUUUUUGAAGUUACUAAACCUGAAAACCACAGUUUUA